Molecule: messenger RNA, 3908 nt
Organism: Rhincodon typus (whale shark)
Lineage: Eukaryota; Metazoa; Chordata; Chondrichthyes; Orectolobiformes; Rhincodontidae
Product: SREBF chaperone
Exons: 22
Coding region: 117-3908 (1263 amino acids)
Biological process (GO): SREBP signaling pathway
Cellular component (GO): endoplasmic reticulum membrane; Golgi membrane
Molecular function (GO): protein binding; sterol binding
Source: RefSeq, a predicted model, not a curated record
AUUCAGGACUAAAUAUUUGAUUUCUUUUAUCUUGCAGAUCUCCUGAUGUUACCAAGGCCAUCCUGGUACACUGCGUGUCUAAUACUCAUAAUGUAAUGGCCGUCAUGUGACAAAAGAUGACAACAAUGACCCUCACUGAAAGGCUACGUGAAAAGAUAUCACAAGCAUUCUAUAACCAUGGGCUCUUGUGUGCAUCUUAUCCUAUUCCCAUUAUUUUUUUUACUGCUGUGUGCAUCUUAACGUGUUGUUAUCCCUUAUUAAAACUACCUCUGCCAGGGACAGGACCUGUGGAGUUCACUACACCAGUGAAGGAUUAUUCUGUACCCCCACUUGAACCAAAUCUGCGACACACUGAUCAGAGUGAGAGACCAGAUUGGUAUGUUGGACCUCCAGUUGCAUACAUCCAACAGAUAUUUGUAAAAGCUAUUGUGUCCCCUUGGAACAAAAACCUAAUUGGUGUAGAUAUAUUCCGUGCCCCUCUGUCGAAAGUUUUUCAGCUGGUGGAAGAAAUAAGAAAUCACGUCUUUCAAGACAGUACUGGCCCCAAAGGCCUAGAAAGUGUCUGUCUCCAAAUCACUGAUCUACUCCCUGGCUUAAAGAAGUUACGGAGUCUACUUCCUGAACAUGGCUGCCUCCUCAUCUCUCCAGCCAAUUUCUGGAAGAAUAAUCGUGAUCACUUUGACUCUGAUCCAGAUAUCAUUCGCACUAUUCACCAAUAUGAGCCAAAGACUCUCCAAACAUCUGCUUCACUUAAAGACUUGCUGUUUGGAAUUCCUGGAAAGCACAGUGGCGUCAGCUUGCACAAUCGCAAAAGGCUGGUAUCCUAUGCUGUCACCAUCAUCCUACAGGAGUACCACUCGAGAUUCCUAAACAGUCUCCGAUUGAGGUUGAAGCAGCUUCAUCCUAAUACGAACAGCACUCUGAGAGAAGAUCAGAUAGUCCAUGUCCACUUUAAAGAAGAAAUUGGCAUUGCUGAAUUGAUUCCUCUGGUCACUACGUACAUCAUUCUUUUUGCAUACAUUUAUUUCUCUACCAGAAAGAUUGACAUGGUGAAAUCAAAAUGGGGACUUGCACUUGCAGCAGUAGCAACUGUUCUGAGCUCUCUCCUGAUGUCGGUUGGUUUGUGUACUCUUUUUGGUCUUACACCUACCUUAAAUGGUGGUGAGAUAUUUCCAUACCUGGUUGUGGUCAUUGGUUUGGAGAAUGUCCUCGUUCUCACUAAGUCAGUUGUUUCCACACCUGUUGAUCUUGAAGUCAAACUACGAAUAGCACAAGGUUUAAGCAAUGAAAGCUGGUCCAUUAUGAAGAACAUGGCUACUGAACUUGUUAUCAUACUGAUUGGUUACUUUACCCUAGUUCCAGCUAUUCAGGAAUUUUGCCUGUUUGCAGUGGUUGGACUUGUUUCCGAUUUCUUUCUGCAGAUGUUUUUCUUCACAACAGUGCUAUCCAUUGAUAUCCGUCGCAUGGAGCUUGCCGACCUCAAUAGGCGUCUUCCAGCAGAGGCUGUGCAAGAAAUCCCUGACCAUUUGAGGCUGCCUCGCUCCAAGUCACUUCCAAGGCAACAGAGAUAUGAACGUCAGCCUAUGAUGCGAACUUCAGCUCCGUACACCAUUUCCCUGCAGACGUCGUCUUUUAGAAAUUUACGGUUGCCAAAGAGAUUGAGGGUAGUAUAUUUUCUGGCUCGGACGCGACUUGCACAGAGAAUCAUUAUGAUGGGUACAGUAAUAUGGAUUGGCAUCUUGGUUUACACUGAUCCUGCUGGCCUCCGGACAUUUUUGACAGCUCAGGUUGCUGAACAGAGCCCGCUAGGAGAGAGUGGCUUACCACCUCUUGCAGUUCCACCAGGGGUUUUCCAGAGGGGAGAUACUAAGAGCAGUUUGCCUGCUUUUCCAUCAGAUGUAAACCCAGCAUUAGAGAACCAGUCACGUGGCACAGAUCAGAACAAGAAUCCAAAUCCUCUUGAUGCCUUACCUUUGCCCAACCCUGAAAGUGUAAUUGACGAUGACAAACAGCAGGUCCGUAGUGAUACCAGUCUCCCAGAGAAUGACUUCAAAGAAGAGAUCACGUGGGGAGUUCAGGAUCAGGAAAUGUGGCGAAAACUAUCAUUCAGACAUUGGCCAACUCUCUUCAGUUAUUACAAUAAUACAUUGGCAAGAAAGUAUGUUAGCAUACUUCCCAUCAUCCCUGUAUCUUUCCAUCUGAGUCUGCAAGAUGCCCUGGAUGCAAGACACCCCCAAGAUGCAAAGCGAUACUACUCCACGUUCUUGGCAGAUUACGAAGAGGCAAAAAGUAUUGAUAGAAAUUGGGCGAGGGAACAGGCUUCCUCUAAACCACAAGCCCCUUUAGACAUCACACUUUACAAAGUUGGAGCUCUUGGAUUGGCAUCAGGAGUCCUCCUCGUAAUUCUGCUGUUCUGCUUGUAUAAGGUGUUCUGUCCAAAGACGUAUGGCCAGGGUGGUCUGUCUUAUGGGAGAAGGCGACGUGGGGACUUACCUUGUGAUGAUUAUGGCUACUCACCCCCUGUCAGUGAAACCUUACCAUUGAUUUUAAAGGGACACUUAAUGGAUAUUGAAUGCUUGGCCAGUGAUGGGAUGUUGUUGGUCAGUUGCUGCUUGUCAGGACAGAUCAGAGUUUGGGACGCACAGACUGGUGAUUGUCUGACUGUCAUACCAAACCCAGGGCAGUGGAGGGAUAGUAGCAGUUGCUAUGAACGUCAAGAGAGUUGGGAGUAUAUAUCAGAUCCUGAGAAUGGAGCAGAUGAUGUAUAUGAAAGUGAGCACAACAUUCAGAGGAGAAUGACCCCUACACAACCCAUUCUGUUCACUGAUCAGCCAGAUUUAUCCGGAUUAAUAGAUACCAACUUUGCAGAGCAAAUUAAAGAGGAGAGUACAGUUCCCAGACAGCGGACUAUCUCUGAACAUUCGCAGGACACUGGCUUUGACUUUGGUAAAGCGUUUGAUAAAGCAUAUGAGGAUCAUAAACUGCUAAAUGCACAAAACCUGCGGAGUUAUCCAUCUCCUCCAACGCUAUUGAGAUCUUCUCAAACGUCUGUGAACCUCAAGUCACAUGGUUGGGAUGGCAGCUGCAUGCAGAGGAGGCGCAGUUUAGGGGAUGAACCAUUUCCUGUGCUUGAGAAAACCUCCCCCAUUCCUAUGUGGGGUGGAGACUGUGAAAGCGCUGUCUGGAGUCUUGGCAUACAAGGGAACCUGAUUGUGGCAGGAAGAAGCAAUGGACAACUUGAGGUGUGGGAUGCUGCAGAUGGAACUCUGCGCUGCAGUAACGAAGAGGGUUCUUCCGGGAUAACAGCACUGGCUUUUAUCACAAACAGAAUUGUUGCUGCAAGAUUGAAUGGCUCAUUGGAUUUCUAUUGUCUAGACACCAAUAAAACCAUCAACCAGCUGCAGUACCGAGGAACACCCAACAGAUCCACAAUCCCAUCAUCACCAGUCUUCAGCAGUGGCGAUACCAUAGUUUGUCAGUUAACGCACAUGGUUCCUUGUGCACACCAAAAGCCCAUCACGGUGCUGAAAGCAGCUGCUGGCAGAGUAGUCACAGGAAGUCAGGACCACACACUCAGAAUAUAUCGACUUGAGGACUCCUGUUGUCUUUAUACGUUACAGGGUCACUCAGGAGGGAUCACAGCAGUAUAUAUAGACCAGGCAAUGGGGUUGGCUAGUGGAGGCCAAGAUGGAGCUAUUUGCCUCUGGGAUGUAUUAACUGGAAGCCGAGUGAGUCAUAUGCAUGGUCAUCGUGGUGACGUUAUAGCUCUCAUCUGCACCUCAAGCUGUGUGAUCAGUGGUGGAUUAGAUGACAUGAUCUGUAUAUGGGACCGCAGCUCUGGUAUCAAACUCUAUUCCAUUCAACAGGUAUCUGUGGCUCCAAGCAUAUGUGCAUCCACAUAUAGAUAA